This is a messenger RNA of Portunus trituberculatus (swimming crab), 399 nucleotides long. Its product is annotated as exosome complex component MTR3-like. Gene Ontology annotation, cellular component: nuclear exosome (RNase complex); nucleolus; cytoplasmic exosome (RNase complex). Gene Ontology annotation, biological process: U4 snRNA 3'-end processing; rRNA catabolic process; poly(A)-dependent snoRNA 3'-end processing. Lineage: Eukaryota; Metazoa; Arthropoda; Malacostraca; Decapoda; Portunidae. The transcript has 3 exons. The coding region runs from base 1 to 399 and encodes 132 amino acids. The record is from RefSeq and is a predicted model, not a curated record.
AUGGGCAGUCGAGACACACGGCGGGUUUUGGGACCUGAGAAGAGUGUGUGUCAUACCUUGCUGCGGCCACCCGUUUCUCGUGCUUUCCUGAGAGAAGAUGGACUACGCUGGGAUGGCCGCACGCCUCAGGACCCUCGCAAGCUGUUCAUGAGUGUGGGCAUGAUAACUCAGGCCAAGGGUUCGUCGUAUGUGGAAGUUGGCAAUACUAAGGUGUGCUGUGGUGUGUAUGGCCCAAAAGAUGUGCAGAGAGGGCAGGAUUUCAAGAUGUCUGGGCAGGCAGUGGUUGGCACGCCUCCAGCCCCUCACAGGGACGCUACUGCGGAGGAGUCCAGUCCUCCCCUAAAGGGCUCCUCAGAUGGUCAGAUGGCAGUGUCUGCUGGGGACUGUUCAGACCCCUAG